AUGGGUCUGAAGUGGGUCUUGCUUUUGCUUGUAUUACAAGUCUCCUUACAGAGUUCACAUGCAGCUCUGAACAUAGGUGUGUACAGUGCCUCAACCAAACACUUCGUGUUCAAAUGGGACAAAGUGAAUGGAGCCAUGUCCUAUGAGAUCACAAUCACAAACAUUGCAAACCAGCGCGUGGGCUUCGCUGUCUUCGGGGCCAAUACAGUCAUGGGCUCGGUUAGUUCGGGACUGGCUGCGAACACCAACUACACCUACUCCAUUGAGGCCAAGAACGCCACCGGGGCUGUGCUGGAGAGCGCCAGCGGUCAGCACCUCACAGCACCUGAGCGGAUGGAUCCAAUCGUAUCAGUGACAGCCGUCGACAGCACCACCUUACAAGUGGAGUUUGUGCUAAAAACAGGAGCAAGCAAAUACAUUGUCCGUGCUCUGGACACCCAGGAGCCCUUAACCUUCUUCAAAGAGAUAGAGGUGACGUCCAGCCCCGCCCUUUUCCCGUCUCUGCAGCCCUACACCCAAUACAAACUGAGCGUCAUGGCGGCCAACUCCGGAGGCCGCAGCCAGCCCACAGAGUCAGUCAUCGCCAAGACGUUUUCUGAGGAGCAGCAAGAGGAGGAAGAGGAGCAGCAAGAAGAGGAGGAAGAGGAGCAGCAAGAAGAGGAGGAAGAGGAGCAGCAAGAAGAGGAGGAAGAGGAGCAGCAAGAGGAGGAAGAGGAGCAGCAAGAAGAGGAGGAAGAGGAGCAGCAAGAAGAGGAGGAGGAAGAGGAGCAGCAAGAAGAGGAGGAAGAGGAGCAGCAAGAAGAGGAAGAGGAGCAGCAAGAAGAUGAGGAAGAGGAGCAGCAAGAAGAGGAGGAAGAGGAGCAGCAAGAAGAGGAGGAAGAGGAGCAGCCAGAGGAGGAAGAGGAGCAGCAAGAAGAGGAGGAAGAGGAGCAGCAAGAAGAGGAGGAAGAGGAGCAGCCAGAGGAGAGUCUAGAAUGA
Knipowitschia caucasica is the source of this 978-nucleotide messenger RNA. NCBI's taxonomy places the organism in Eukaryota, Metazoa, Chordata, Actinopteri, Gobiiformes, Gobiidae. The record is from the annotation of a GenBank genome assembly.